AGAAGACUACUUGGGUUCACGGUCUCUAAUAUUUCAGACACGAGCUCCCCUUAGUGAGUCCUUCUUUUCCUGGCUGCAGCUCUUUUCAUUUUGCCACCUUUUUCCAGCUCCGUGAUGGUUCUGCAGGUUUCUGCCCUCCCCCGGACAGUGGCUCUGACGGCGUUACUGAUGGCGCUACUCACAGCUGUGGUCCAGGGCAGGGCCACUACAGAGAAUUACGUGUACCAGAGAUUGUUUGAAUGCUACGCGUUUAACGGGACACAGCACCUCCUGGACAGACUCUUCUACAACCGGGAGGAGUUCGUGCGUUUCGAUAGCGACCUGGGGGAGUACCAGGCGGUGACAGAGCUGGGACGUCCCGAUGCCAAGUACUGGAACAGCCAGAAGGACAUCCUGGAGCAGAUGCGGGCCGAGGUGGAGAGGGUGUGCAGACACAACUACGAAUUAGAGGAUCCCCUCAUCCUGAAGCGCCAAGUCCAGCCUAAGGUGAACGUCUCCCCAUCCAAGAAAGGGCCCUUGCAACACCACAACCUGCUUGUCUGCCACGUGACAGAUUUCUACCCGGGCAGCAUUCAAGUCCGAUGGUUCCUGAAUGGACAGGAGGAAACAGCUGGGGUUGUGUCCACCAACCUGAUCCGUAAUGGAGACUGGACCUUCCAGAUCCUGGUGAUGCUAGAAAUGAUGCCCCAGCAGGGAGACGUCUACACCUGCCAAGUGGAGCACCCCAGUCUGGACAGUCCUGUCACCGUGGAGUGGAAGGCACAGUCUGAUUCUGCCCGGAGUAAGAUGCUGACAGGAGCUGGGAGCUUCGUGCUGGGGCUCCUCAUCUGUGGAGUGGGCAUCGUCAUGCACAGGAGGAGCAAAAAAAGUUCAACGAGGAUCUGCGUAAACAGGAAGAGAACCUCAGGCCUGAACCCCUCUUUCAAUCUCAGCCCUCAGGGUUCCUGACCUCACCGAAAAGACUAAUUUCGUUAGUCCCAGCCUCUGCUUCCGGGACAGACACCCAGCUCCCCAAGAGGACGCUGCUGCCAAGAAGUUGCUCUGAAGCCAGUUGCUGUCAUUCUGCUCUUUGAUUCAAUGCGUGGUUUCUCUCACUGAGUUCUUCUUAGCGCCAUAAACAAUCAAAACCCAA
Callithrix jacchus (white-tufted-ear marmoset) is the source of this 1132-nucleotide messenger RNA. It is a transcript of the gene CAJA-DPB1, whose product is annotated as major histocompatibility complex, class II, DP beta 1. The record is from RefSeq and is a predicted model, not a curated record. Gene Ontology annotation, cellular component: membrane; MHC class II protein complex. Lineage: Eukaryota; Metazoa; Chordata; Mammalia; Primates; Cebidae. Gene Ontology annotation, biological process: immune response; antigen processing and presentation.